Molecule: messenger RNA, 2506 nt
Organism: Lotus japonicus
Lineage: Eukaryota; Viridiplantae; Streptophyta; Magnoliopsida; Fabales; Fabaceae
Product: zinc finger BED domain-containing protein RICESLEEPER 2-like
Exons: 5
Coding region: 311-2152 (613 amino acids)
Molecular function (GO): protein dimerization activity; DNA binding
Source: RefSeq, a predicted model, not a curated record
GGGAAAAAAUAAACAGCGGGAAACACCAAACCGAACGGAACCGAAGGGACUCCAUAGAACCAUAACUAGAAGCUCACUAUAAAAGCAAGAAACAACACGCAUUUCACUCUCUCAGCUCUCGAAACCCUAACGCUGCCGCUGUUGCCUCCUUCACUCCGGUGGCUUCCCUCUCUCCCGUUCAUCUCUGCGACUGCGACUGCGACUGCCACGGUUAUCACUGAUUGAUUCGACGGAGGAAGAUCGUAUUGCAAGAAAGGAUUUGAAAGCUUAUAUAAAGAUCCCAGAUAGUGAAGUUGAUAAGAAGCAAACCAUGGCAGUUGGAAUUCAAUUUGAGGAUGGUCUUGAUACUAUGGAGGAUCUGGACUUUGAGGGUGAUCUUGAUAUGGAGCCUGUGGAAUUUGAUCAAGAAAAAUGCAGAGAUGGUCUUUUAAAGAUGAUAAUUAUUGAUGGACUGCCGUUCACGUCUGUUGAGAAACCUGGACUUCAAAAUUUACUGAAGGUUAUGCAACCUCAAUUUGAAAUUCCUUCCGCGGAGGAUGUUGAAAGAGAUUGCAUACAGUUGUUUGAAGAGGAGAAAGAAAAAUUGAAAUCUAUGUUGUCUUCCAACCUUCAAAUGGUUUCUUUGACAAUUGAUACUUGGACUUCAAUUGAAGACAUGACUUAUCUGUGUGUGACUGCUCAUUUUAUUGAUGAGGGAUGGGAUUUGCAUAAAAAGAUAUUGAGUUUUGGUGUGAUUCCUGACCGUGAAGGGGAAAGCAUAGGGGAACCUUUAAAGGAAUGCCUAAAAGAUUGGGGGAUUGUCAAGAUUAGCACUAUAACGGUGGAUAAGUCUAUUGCUGACAGCACUAUACCAUAUUUGGUUAGGAGUAUAAGUGAUUGGAAUGGUAAUACCAUCUUGAAAGGGGAGUGCAUGCAUCUAAGAUGUUUUGUUGACCUCUUGAAUUCAAUUGUUUGUGACGAGAUGAAGAAACUAGAUUCCUCUAUUGGCAAGAUCAGGGCUUCUUGUAGGUAUUUGAUGUCAUCGUCUACUGGUUUGGCUUCGUUUAAGAGGUGUGUCCAAUUGGAAAAUUUACCCACCAAUCAAAUCCUAAUACUUGAUCUGCCAACUAAUUGGAAUACCACCUACCUAAUGUUGGAAGCGGCUGAAAAGUUUGAAAAAGCAUUCACUCGCCUUGAAAGUGAUGAUCCCUCUUAUCUAAGUGCCCUUGAAACUGAUGGGGGGCCUCCAAAUUAUGAUGAUUGGAAUCAAGUUCGUAUCUUGGUGAAACUUUUGAAGAUUUUUCAUGAUACUAUACUUGCAUUCUCUAGAUCGUGGCAUGUCACUGCUGACAUCUUUUUCCGUCAUCUAUAUCAAGCCCUAUAUACGUUGAGUAAGUGGAUGGAAAGUGAUGACUUGGGGUUACAAAGGAUGGCAACAAAUGUGAAAACUGAAGUUGACAAAUAUUGGGACAUCAAUGGAAAUUUAAAUUAUCUCUUGCUGGUGGCUGUUGUCCUUAACCCACGGUAUAAAUUGGAGUAUAUUGAGUUUUGUUUUAGUCAUGUGUAUGGUCCAGAUGAGUACAAAGAGAUACUGAAAAACUUGAUUGAUCUCUUAGAAGAGUUGUUUGCUAAGUAUGAGGCACUGUAUCCUUUUCCCCCUGAUGCUUGUGAUGCUGGGGACUUAUCAUCGCAUGUUACCUCCCAAUCACAAGUUGGGCAUGAUGAUAACAGUGAAAAUGUUAAUUUGUUAGAUAAGUUCAAAUUAAGGGUAAAGGGAAAGCGAACUGGGCUUAUAAAGAACGAGUUAGACAGAUAUUUGAAUGAUGAUCUUGAGGAUGGUUUUAAUGGAUUUGACAUUUUGGGGUGGUGGAGAGGCAACACAACAAAGUAUUAUGUUCUUUCCCGGAUGGCUAGAGAUAUAUUAGCUAUUCCAGUAUCAACUGUAUCAUUGGAGUAUGCAUUUAACACUGAAGGUCGUGUUCUUGAUGAAUUUCGUAGUUUAUUGAGUGACACCACAGCUGAGGCUUUGAUUUGCGUCCAAAGUUGGUUGAAGUCCAGUACAAAGGUUGGUGAUUCUCAAGGUCCAGAAGAUGAAGCGGAGCUAUCUGGUGCAGGAAUCAUAAGACUCGAGGAGGUUGAGGAUGAUGAUGAAUAUCAAAGCCCAUGGCAAUAGCAAGAAACUAUUUGAAGUAAUGAACUUGAGAAGAGCAGACUACGAGGAACACUGAAGCACUUUGUGUUUUGCAGUUGAGGAUAUUCGAAGUGGAGCUGCUUGUUAGUUAAUUGCUUAUUUUUUGGUAUAUGAAGAAUUGAAGUAAUGGAUUUGAGAUGAUUUUGUAAUUUGAAGUUUCUGUGUCUUUUGAACUUAAGUUCUGUUGUCGUACUUAUCUUUACUUUGACAUUUUAUCAUUGUAGCUGUUCUUUACUUUAUCUUUACUGACUGAAGUUGAAAAGCACCAAAAUGUAUGAACAUGAAGCAGGUUGGUUUUGUUUAUUUUAAGUAAUGACUAAGCUUGUUUGUAUUUCA